UGCAGUAAUUGCAUAAUGGAUAAAAGACCAUGCAACUCUCAAGAUGUUGAAGUGAGGAAAGGGCCUUGGACCAUGGAAGAAGAUUUGAUUCUCAUUAACUACAUUGCUAAUCAUGGUGAAGGUGUUUGGAACUCUCUAGCUAAAUCUGCUGGUCUCAAACGUACCGGAAAAAGUUGUAGGCUCCGAUGGCUUAAUUAUCUUCGACCUGAUGUCCGGAGGGGCAAUAUUACACCUGAAGAACAACUUUUGAUCAUGGAACUACAUGCUAAGUGGGGAAACAAGUGGUCGAAAAUUGCGAAGCAUUUGCCUGGAAGAACAGAUAACGAGAUAAAAAACUAUUGGCGGACUAGGAUUCAGAAGAACAUUAAGCAAGGAGAGAACAUGAAUGGACAAGGAACUUCAGAGCAAAAUAUUGAUCAUCAAGAAGGAAGUAGUAGUCAAAUAUCCUCAGUUGGUCAAGCAGAUAACAUAGAGACUUACUCUCCAACUUCAUACAAUGGAAAUUUGGACACUAAUUUUCAAGCUCCAAAUUUUCUCACUGAAACAAAUGACAACAUGUGGAGCAUGGAGGAUAUCUGGUCAAUGCAAUUGCUUAAUGGAGAUUAAUUAAGUAUGUUUGGAAUAUUUAAUUUGAGUAAUUAAUUAAACCUUAGAUUGAAAACCAUUAGUAACGUAUUAUAAAAAUUAAGCUGUUAGAUAUACAGCUAGCCUAUAUAAUAUAGUGCUAAAAUUCUGCAUAAGUUGAGUUCUUAAGUGUUCCAAUGUGUAAUAUAUAUGACGAACUCUUAUAUAUAACCCUGUUCAUAUUAUUUUAAUAAUAUAUAGAUGUAUGGAGGUGCCCAUGAUUCUCUACAUAUU
Messenger RNA from Solanum stenotomum, 858 nucleotides. Its product is annotated as MYB-like transcription factor EOBII. The record is from RefSeq and is a predicted model, not a curated record. Gene Ontology annotation, biological process: regulation of DNA-templated transcription. Gene Ontology annotation, cellular component: nucleus. Gene Ontology annotation, molecular function: DNA-binding transcription factor activity; sequence-specific DNA binding. NCBI's taxonomy places the organism in Eukaryota, Viridiplantae, Streptophyta, Magnoliopsida, Solanales, Solanaceae. The transcript has 4 exons. The coding region runs from base 16 to 606 and encodes 196 amino acids.